GAACGCAGUGGAAAAUCGGACGAGGACCUCUUAGUAUUCGGUUACUCGUGCAAACUGUUCAGGGACGACGAAAAGGCGAUGCAUAUUGACCGCGGCAAACAUUUGAUCCCGUGGAUGGGCGACGACAGCCUAAUGAUUGACAGGUCCGUCUCCAAGCAAACAAUGCCUCCCUUCACUUUCUGGAUUUUUCAAUCGAAGAGUGCAGGUUUUUACCGAUGUUUUGACCUAUCAGCAUGCUUUUUUGCUUUUUCUUCAAGUCGCCGCUAACGAAUCUGCCCUAGUUGUUCUAGCGUCCCGGCGGCGGCGCAGGAUGUGGGAAGAAGCCAGCUAUGGAGGCAGGAGCGAGCACUCCGGCGCUUCGAAUCAGUUUGUUCUAACGAGGGCUGCGCCCUACUGGGUGCACUUUGCGCUGUGAUUGUGUGGCUCGAAUGUGUGUGGUGGCGUCCCGGCUUUGUGUGGGGACGAGAGAAAAAGGUAUAUACGACGUGCUGUUUUCUUGCACUUAGUGGAUGUUUGUGAUCGUUCUUCUUUCGAAACCUACCGCUGCCUGGCGAGGUGCGCAGUAAACUGUCCCGGGUUUUCCUGUUAUGUUCACUACGUCCACUCUUCGGAUUUCAAAGUUACUUUCUUUUUUUCGUGUUUGGGCCAUCGUAGCUCAGUAAACGUUAUUCAAAAGCACAAACACCGUUGAAAACGUGACAGGUAGGAAUUAGGUGUCGAGCUGGUUCGCCACGGCUGUUUUGCUUUCGGUUGGGAAGGUCGCAGCUGGCCAUGUUACGCGAAGUCAGGUCGAAUACUGCGAUAGAGUAGGGUACACGUUUUGAAGUUCCUUAUAAGUAAACUGCUUCUGAGAACUUAAGCCAAAAAAUUAUUGCGAGUUUUUUAGCGUCGACGUGUUGGUUUUAUUUUAUCAGAGGAUGCUUGUCACAUCAUAUGGCAGUGCUCAUUAGAAUUAUGUUUGCCGAGUGUAACGCAGAUCGAUGUGUGUUCAUCUAGCUCAGCUGUGGAGAAUAUCGCACCCGUUUUCGUGUUUGACUUAGCCUUCAGCUUUCUUAGAGAACAGGCGCGCCAGUAGUUGAAAAGGCUCGUGACCAGUUUGCUGCAGUGAAGCGCGACCUUGUAGAUACGCGAACUUUCCUGUAAGCCGAGGCCCAGCUUCAGUGCGUGAGCAAAACGAAUCGGCAUUGUCAUUACUCAAACGAGCCGUGCAGCAGACAGAGGUGGCAGAAAUUCCAGCACGAUCCACACGAUGUAGCAUCAAAGUAACAGAAUUCAGUUUGGGGGCCUUUGUUGGUACGAUGCAAGAGGCUACUUGCACAGCAUCCACGAAUACGAGCCGAAGCCUGGAGCAGCACUUCAGUACGCUGCCUCACUUACAGAAGAAGAGAAAGCCUUGGAAGAGCUGUGUGAAGAGGAGCGGUUCCUGGCACUCUUCAGGGACCUCCAUGAAGAAUCCAUCUACCAAGAGGAAGAGCUCAAGCGUCUCAACGUUGCCAUGAAUGCGGAUGGCACCUACAAGGAGACCGCCUUCUCUUAUGACUCCGAAAACUCUGCCCUGGAAUCGCAAGAUACGCAAGAUGAGAUCGAGAUACCAUUCAAGGCACCCAAGGGCCUUCACAUUCCAGUGUCAGUACCUACACCCCCCACCAUGAAGUUGCACGCCAUCAUUGAGAAGACGGCCCUGUUUGUGUCCCAGCACGGGGCCCAGAUGGAGAUCCUGGUGAAGACCAAGCAAGCGGGCAACCCCCAGUUCAGCUUCCUUUCGUUCGACCACCCGCUUAACGUCUACUACCGCUUCCUCGUUGAGCAGAUCAAAUGCGGCACCUACGUGCCCGUCGAGGAGUCGACUGGCAAUGAAGAGUCCGACGAUGAAGACGACCACUACCUCCACCCAAGCUUGUUUGCGACAUCAGCGCCGGCUGUGCCAGUUGCUGUUUCCAAGGUGUUUCUAUCCAAGGAAGGGGAGGAGAAUGCGUAUUCACAGCUGAUCAAAAACCUCAAGCCACAGUUGGACAGCCCCUCCGGGGGUGCCUCACCAUGCCCUCCUCAGGAAGCGGCCAAUCACGGCUCGGCGUAUGGCUACACUGAUGGUGCAGGCUACGAAGCCCCUGAAGACUGUUCAGUACCGCCGCCACCUCCAGGGCUGGAGCCCAUUCUUCUGCCCUCUCAAGCUGUGCUGACGGGCUAUGCAAUACCGCCGCCCCCGGAUGUGCAGCCGAUCAUCGACAAGAUGGCCAUCUAUGUUGCCAAGAACGGCGAAGACUUCGAGACCAUCGUCAAAAGCAAAGGUGACAAGCGCUUUGAGUUCCUGCUGCCCGACCACGAGUACCACCAGUACUAUCUGCACAAGAAGCAGACAUACCUCAACGAGCGAACUCAGCAGCAGCAACAGGAGCAGCAGCAGGCCCAGGAGCCAGGUGCCACGCAGGCUGAACCAGAGGACAAGCCCAAACCUGCUGAAAACGACGAGGAGACCGACUCUGUUGCUGAUGCUGCAGAGCCAGCUGAGGAGCACUACGACGUGGUGGGCCCCAAGUUGGAGAAUGGGCUCAGCGUUGGGGAUGACGGCGGCGUGGUGGACUCCCGCUCGGACUCUCCCUUCUCCAACAUCGACAGCAACGACACAAAUUCCCAGUCAGGGUUGGCGACUCCCGGUGACAGACCUUACAACAAAGGUCCUGUAAGUUUUACACUCAAGCUUAAGGAUUUGGAAGGAAAGGAUAAGAAGCGGUUGCCACUUAAUGCUGAUGAAUCAGACUCGGAAGGACCAACUGAAGCUACAGCCCCAACUGCACCAGCAGCACUGACUGCCGCUACACCCACCGAGGAGGCAGCGAAGGUGGCGGAGAAGACUGUCAGAGAUAAGCAUUCAGAGGGUGCAUCAUCGAAGGACCGGCUUUCCCCAGCUCGUCAGCUGCAGCUGGAACGCAAGAAACGCCUUGCCAAAUUUCUCAGCAUGAUCAAGGACUCUCAAGGUGUUGGUGCCACGGGCUCUGUCACGGCAACAUCAGCUGGACAUCAGCACGAUGGCUCCAAAGGUUCCAGUGGCACUUCUACGCCAAAGGAGCCCGCAAGCAGGCUUGCGGAUGUCUCACGAGCUCCGACCGACUCGCUUCCUGCUUCGCCUGCUUCCAACGCUGCGCGGGAGCGGAGCAAUGACAGGGCCACUUCACCGGAGGCAAUUUCUCCGCGGCACAGGUCACACAAAUCGUCGUCCAAGUCACGCCAUCGAUCACGAUCCCCCACCAGGCAUCGUCACCGCCACCACCGCCAUGGCAGAAACACCUCCCGGUCGCAGUCGCGGGAAAGACACCAUCACAAACAUCACCGGUCACCGCGUCAAGGAGUGUCUAAAAGGUCACAUAGUAAAAGCCCAUCCCCAGUGAAGAGGUCCAAAACAAGGAGAUCGAGGUCAAGAAGUCCAGUGAGAAGAAAGUAGGAAAUUUUGUAGAAAUCUUGUACAGUAGUCCCAUGGUUGUAAAUAAUACAUUUGCAAGCUGCUGGUAUUUGCAGUGUUCAUUGUUUCAUUUGCUUAACAUGUGAGGUGACAAUCGGGUGCGAGGGAAUCGUGGGGUAUUGCAGUCUGGCUUGUAGUAUUUACUUGGUAACGUUUAAAGCCUGUUAAAACUGUAGUCUUGCAAAAAGGUCCUGGCUUUUCUAUGUGCUUCUGAAAUAUUAGUCUUUUGUAAUUAGACCCAAAACUGCCUGUUGAUUUAGUUUCCAUCUCAUUUCUGGUUUGGAAACGGAACAACAUGAUUGGCUAAUAAUAGAGGCUGAGACCUGCUAGUGUGUGGAUUCUUUGAAUUUCUGCAUCAUGACUGUUGGCCAAUAAACUGUUUGUG
Molecule: messenger RNA, 3842 nt
Organism: Dermacentor silvarum
Lineage: Eukaryota; Metazoa; Arthropoda; Arachnida; Ixodida; Ixodidae
Product: splicing factor, suppressor of white-apricot homolog
Exons: 13
Coding region: 1496-3439 (647 amino acids)
Biological process (GO): RNA processing; mRNA 5'-splice site recognition
Molecular function (GO): RNA binding
Source: RefSeq, a predicted model, not a curated record